AUGAGUGUCCAAAGUAGUGGAAGUUUGGAGGGGCCGCCAUCUUGGUCCCAGCUCUCCACGUCCUCAACACGGACCUUGUUACCUUUAAAACAAUUGCAUGCAUGCCGUCGACUAGUAUUAAAGAGUAGGAAAGGCGCCAUGGAGGAGCUGCACAGCCUGGAUCCCCGCAGACAGGAGCUGCUGGAGGCUCGUUUCAUGGGCGGGGUCAGCGGCAGCACUGGUGGCAGCACUGGUAGCACAAGCGGAGGAACCAAAGGUUUGACCAAUAACGAAUGUUCAAACCACAGUUUUGGAAGCAUGGGAUCUUCAAGCGACAAGGAAUCUGAGGGUUCAGAUGUGAAAAGAGGCGGUUCGCCAGCUUACUCGACUCCAGAGAAGAAACAGUCCGAAACACCUAGAGGAAGAAAAAGAAAACCUGACAUUCAGUCAGAGAGUAGCCAAGGGAAAACAACUGUGCGAGGCCCUAAAAUAAGUGAUUAUUUUGACUUCCAGGGAGGGAAUGGGUCCAGUCCAGUGAGAGGCCUCCCUCCAGUGAUUCGUUCCCCUCAGAAUUCUCACUCUCACUCCGCUCAGGGCACUGCUGGUAGACAAAAUAGCUCAUCUCCCACCAGUCUGUCCUUUGGUGACCACAUGGUACAUCCAAAACAACUGGUGGCUAAAUUUGUCCAGACUGACCUCACAGUGUUGAAGCUGGCUGCCCUUGAAAGCACUAAGAAUCUAGACCUUGAGAAGAAGGAGGGGAGAAUAGAUGAUUUGUUACGGGCCAACUGUGAUCUCAGGAGACAGAUAGACGAACAACAAAAAUUACUUGAAAAAUACAAAGAACGCUUGAAUAAAUGCAUAACCAUGAGCAAGAAACUACUCAUAGAAAAGAGCAACCAAGAGAAGCAAGCCUGUCGUGAGAAAAGCAUGCAGGAUCGACUCCGUUUGGGCCAUUUCACCACAGUGAGACAUGGAGCAUCAUUCACUGAGCAGUGGACAGAUGGCUAUGCCUUCCAGAACCUCGUCAAACAGCAGGAAUCGAUCAACCAACAAAGGGAGGACAUCGAGAGGCAAAGAAAACUACUAGCCAAGAGGAAACCACCGUCAACCAACAACUCACAAGCACCUUCCACAAACUCUGAGCCAAAGCAACGCAAAACCAAGGCAGUAAAUGGAGCGGAAAGUGAUCCUUUCUUGAAACCCAGCCUACCACAGCUGCUAACGCUAGCUGAGUACCACGAACAGGAGGAGAUCUUCAAACUACGGCUUGGACAUCUCAAGAAGGAAGAAGCUGAGAUCCAGGCGGAGCUGGAGCGCCUGGAGAGAGUGCGCAACCUUCACAUUCGGGAACUGAAGAGAAUAAAUAAUGAAGAUAGCUCACAAUUUAAAGAUCACCCUACGUUGAAUGAACGAUAUCUGCUUUUGCACCUUCUCGGGAGAGGGGGAUUUAGUGAAGUUUAUAAGGCUUUUGACCUAAUUGAGCAAAGAUAUGCCGCUGUAAAAAUCCACCAACUCAACAAAAACUGGAGGGAUGAGAAAAAGGAAAAUUACCACAAGCAUGCGUGUCGAGAGUACAGAAUACACAAGGAGCUGGACCAUCCCAGAAUCGUGAAACUUUAUGACUACUUCUCACUGGACACAGACACGUUUUGCACUGUUAUGGAGUACUGCGAUGGCAACGACUUAGAUUUCUACUUGAAACAGCACAAGCUCAUGUCGGAGAAGGAGGCUCGGUCAAUAGUCAUGCAGAUAGUGAACGCAUUAAAGUACCUAAAUGACAUCAAACCCCCUAUCAUCCACUAUGACCUUAAACCAGGUAACAUCUUGUUGGUGGACGGGACCGCCUGUGGGGAAAUCAAAAUUACUGACUUUGGUUUGUCCAAAAUCAUGGACGAUGACAACUACGGUGUUGACGGGAUGGACCUGACGUCGCAGGGCGCGGGGACAUAUUGGUACUUGCCUCCUGAAUGUUUUGUGGUUGGGAAAGAGCCUCCAAAGAUAUCCAACAAGGUGGAUGUGUGGUCUGUUGGUGUCAUCUUUUUCCAGUGUCUGUAUGGAAGGAAGCCAUUUGGUCACAAUCAGUCACAACAGGACAUUCUUCAGGAAAACACCAUCCUCAAAGCUACCGACGUCCAGUUCCCCGUGAAGCCUGUUUCCAGUAAUGAAGCUAAGGCCUUUAUAAGGCGCUGCCUGGCGUACAGGAAGGAGGACCGGAUUGGCGUUCAGCAGAUGGGAAGUGACCCCUACCUGCUCCCUCACAUACGAAGGUCUAGCUCCUCUGGGAAUCUUCAGAUGAAUGCAGCUGGCUCAGGACCAGCCUCCUCCAGCAUCAUCUCAUACUGA
Molecule: messenger RNA, 2325 nt
Organism: Nerophis lumbriciformis (worm pipefish)
Lineage: Eukaryota; Metazoa; Chordata; Actinopteri; Syngnathiformes; Syngnathidae
Source: RefSeq, a predicted model, not a curated record